This is a messenger RNA of Papilio machaon (common yellow swallowtail), 1746 nucleotides long. RefSeq names its product mitoguardin (gene Miga). Bases 61 to 1662 code for a protein of 533 amino acids. Lineage: Eukaryota; Metazoa; Arthropoda; Insecta; Lepidoptera; Papilionidae. The transcript is spliced from 10 exons. The record is from RefSeq and is a predicted model, not a curated record. Gene Ontology annotation, biological process: mitochondrial fusion.
UCUGUGUGUUAAUGUAAAUAGUGGUAAAAGUGAAUGUUUAUAAAUUAAAAACUGUUAAUAAUGCAACACUUAAUACAAGCCAGUCCAAUAUUUGAUAAGUUGAAACAUAUACAACAAGCAUUAUCAUACAGAAUUCACCUUUCUACAUCACAAAAGGUUGUGCUAUGGAGCAUAGGAGUAGUUGGCACAAGUGCUGUUGUGGUUGGAGUGUUAUCGAGAUACCUCGCCAGGAGGCGUGCUAAACCCAUCCUCAACCCGAGGAUUCAAAGGGCACUGAAUAAAAGAAUUUCAAGAAUGAGAAGUCCAAAUGGAGGAAUGGGAUCGGGUGCCAGCAGCUGCGGCCGGAGCAGUCCCCUUGGGUUCAGUGAGCGUAUGUCGAUGGCAUCAGGUUCCGUUGGUUCCGGUGGUGGUGAUGCUGCACCGUUAUCACCGCAGCAGUUAGGUGUUAUGGGUAUGGAGGCGUUGGAGACCAGCAUCAACUAUUGGGAGGAUGCAUUGGCUGCGUUCUCGCUGGGCGCGCGUGGGGGCGUGUCAGGUACACUCGCACUCACCUCGCCCGAGGAGGCCGAGUUCUGCCGCGAGAUACAGGACCUGCUGCAGGACGCUUAUUUAUUACAGGAACGCUGCGAGCUGCUGUUCCUGGACCAGCGCUCGGUGCUGUUCCGGUCUGAGAGCGGGGGCGAGGCGGGCGCGGCCGGGGGCGGGGCGGCGGGGGCGGGGGCGGGGGCGGGGCGCACGCGGCUUCUCUCACACGCACACUCCGGCUCCUCACACACGCACACGCGCAGGGAACUGCACUCCAGUGCAGAGUCAUUCGCCUCCGCUGAAGAUCAGGUGGCGGAUUUGAGAGAGCUGGAUGACUUUGGAGAGUCUACGACGGAAACAGAUAAUUUAGAACUCUAUCAAAGCGCUGUCAAGCAGUUGGAAGCCGGAAUUCCUUACAGGACUUUGCGCACGGAGGUGGUGCACUGCGCAUCAGACUCUGAAUUCUUGUGCAAGUUGCACUGCUUGCGGCAGGCGAGUGCGCGCGUGUUCCGGGACGCCGCCGCCUGGGCAUGGUUCGUGGACGCCGGCCGGCAAGUGCUCACAGAUCUCUUACUCUUCGCUGACAAGGAGCCGAAAGAGUUUCUAGUCGCAUACGAGGAAAUGGUGUCGUGGGCGACGGAUGCCGCCAAUUGGUCUACAAUUGAAAAAGAAUUAAAUAGCAAAGGAGUGAAGGUGCUGUCGUUCUAUGACGUGGUGCUGGACUACAUCCUGCUGGAUGCGUUCGAGGACCUGGCAGCACCACCUUCCUCCGUGCUGGCCGUCGUGCGCAACCGCUGGCUCUCAGACGGAUUCAAGGAGAGCGCUCUGACGACCGCGGUGUGGUCUGUGAUCAAAGCGAAACGUCGCUACCUUCAGUACCCGGACGGGUUCAUGUCUCACUUCUACUCCAUCUCCGAGCACCUGCUGCCGGUGCUGGUGUGGGGCUUCCUCGGCCCCGGAGAGCGUCUGCGAGACAUGUGCGUCUGCUUCCAGACGGAGGUGGUCGGCUUCAUCACAGAUCUCUUCAGCUUCAGCAAAUGCAGGUACACAAAUGUGGAUGAUCUAGCUGAAGAUGUGAUGCAGCACGCCAGGUCCAGGGUGGCAAACAUUACUGACAAACUCUCCGAGAGGAUUUAAUGGUUUGACUUUAUUUCCCCGAUACAUUUAUUAGCAGUGUUAUUUUGUCACUGAAGACACCGCUUAGAAAAGGCCGUUGUACAG